Anoplophora glabripennis (Asian longhorned beetle) is the source of this 1814-nucleotide messenger RNA. RefSeq names its product ephrin type-A receptor 4a-like. NCBI's taxonomy places the organism in Eukaryota, Metazoa, Arthropoda, Insecta, Coleoptera, Cerambycidae. Gene Ontology annotation, molecular function: transmembrane receptor protein tyrosine kinase activity; ATP binding. The record is from RefSeq and is a predicted model, not a curated record. Gene Ontology annotation, cellular component: signaling receptor complex. Bases 235 to 1608 code for a protein of 457 amino acids. The transcript has 8 exons. Gene Ontology annotation, biological process: multicellular organism development; cell surface receptor protein tyrosine kinase signaling pathway; positive regulation of kinase activity.
UUUAUAGGUUAUAUUGUAUCCUCGCUCAAAACAUGUCGGAAGAUCAUAAAAAAUAACUACAUUCAUACAAUCUUAGGUACUGAUGAGAACUAGUGAGCUCGAGACCGAUCUGCGUCUAUAGUCAUUCUACUAUGCUGCAACGAUUUUAGCUGUUUUCUAGAUAUUAAGAGUCGUUUUUUCUUCAACCGCUGGAAGAGGGGAUCUCAAGCUACUGAGAGAGCUGACAACAGCAUUAUGGUUUCUGCAAGUACCGCUAGCGAAGACACAUUAACAAACAGCAGCAGCUCUUGGAUAACGAUGAACACCCUACCCAGUUUUGACAGCGACGAACAUUCUUCUACUCCUACCCGUACCAGUCCCGUUGAAAAUUCAGUAGAAGAUGAAAACAUUUUGCCUGCGGAUCCGCCAAAAUCUCUGAUAAGUGAGGAAGAAGCUGGAGAAACUGAAAUGUUGGAAGUGAAUGUUAUGCCUAACGAAUCAAUGUGCACACAGGAUUCGAUGAUGUUCUUCGAUAUAGUUGAGAAAUCCGCACAGCUGCUGAAAUCUGGCAGUGCCGGUCAGCUUGUAUCGAUACUUGGAAGGACCGUCUCCCUCUUUGAAAACAGAGAUGCUGAGGAAAUAGAUGCACUGUGCGGAAUUAUGGACAUACUCUUGGAAAAUCUGGAAGAAAGCGGUGUAGAAUAUUUACGUUAUUUGAAAACGCACCUAAACGACGUGACACUACCCAAGGCGGUAAGAAAAUUCUACGUUGAGAAAGACAUGAUACAAUGCCAUUACGUUCUGCUAGGAAAUGGCGGGUUCGGUGAAGUGACGAAAGGACACCUAAGUAAACCGGGGGCACCGAUCGUAAGUGUCGCAGUAAAACAAGCAAAAAGCGAGCGAUUUAACGGUAUGUUCCUGGAAGAGGCUAGCGUAAUGGCUCAGCUUGAUCACGACGUUAUUUUGAAACUUCUGGCAGUCACCCACGACAGGGGGAUAGUGCAGCUCGCCGUAGAGUUCAUGGAGAGCGGGGAUCUAGUGGACGCUAUAAUUAUGGAACGCAUCCGUCUGAGUACCUCCGACUUGCUCGUGAUAAUACACGACGUGGCGUCUGGGAUGGAAUACCUAUCCAAUAAACAGUACAUACAUAGAGACCUUAAAUGUGCGAACGUGUUUAUUAACUCUAAGAAGGAAUGUAAAAUUGGCGACUUUGGACUGUGCAAGUACGUGGGAGACACUGGGGGAGUCUACCAAGACACGAAACUGAGAUUAAACAGCACACAUGUCGCCCCUGAAGCGAAAGCCACGAAUCAAUUUACCACCAAAAGUGACGUGUGGGCUAUGGGCAUACUGGUUUGGGAGUUGUAUUCGGUAAGAAAAGCGUAUUCGAAUACCAGGAACAUUUUGAAAUGCUUGUAUGCGACAGAACAGAUGUGGAGGGUGUUCCUUUUUCGCGGCCAUUUGCUGCAGGUGCAAGAUUGUCCUACCGAGUUACACAACUAUUUGGUGAGGGAAGUUUUACAUAACGAUCCGACGCAACGGCCAAGUUUUGAAAAUAUAAAGGAAAAGAUUAUUGAAGUGAUCAAAAAGAAUCAUAACUACGUGGCUUGGCCACAAUUAAAAAUGUAACAAGUUUUUCAGUUGUUGUCUAUAAAUGAAUUUAAGUUUAGUUUGUGUUCACUUUUUGCAAAUAAAUGAAUAUGUGUUCUGAUAUCUUAUUAUUUGACAAAUUUAAGUUUUGCUCUGUAGAAAUAUUGUUUAUUUGUAUUGCCUUAUCGUAGUAUAAUAAUUUUCUCUUGUGAACUAGUGAAUCUCCACAGAAAAGUUUAUAAAGA